This is a messenger RNA of Moesziomyces antarcticus, 588 nucleotides long. RefSeq names its product N-acetyltransferase. The record is from RefSeq and is a predicted model, not a curated record. NCBI's taxonomy places the organism in Eukaryota, Fungi, Basidiomycota, Ustilaginomycetes, Ustilaginales, Ustilaginaceae. Bases 1 to 588 code for a protein of 195 amino acids. Gene Ontology annotation, molecular function: protein-N-terminal amino-acid acetyltransferase activity. Gene Ontology annotation, cellular component: NatB complex. Gene Ontology annotation, biological process: N-terminal peptidyl-methionine acetylation. The transcript has 2 exons.
AUGUCGCUGCUUCGACCGUUCCGGGCGACGGAUCUGUUCAAGUUCAACAAUGUCAACCUGGACCACUGGACGGAAACGUACACACUGUCGUUCUACCUCUCGUACCUUGCGCAGUGGCCCGACCUGUCGUUCCUUCAGACCGCGCCCUCUUCGGGACGGACGAUGGGGUAUGUUAUUGGCAAAGCCGAGGGUCGCGAGUCCACCUCUUGGCGCGAAGCUCCUACACUGCACGGCCACGUGACGGCCAUAACGGUCGCACCCGAGUACCGUCGAUUGGGACUGGCCAACGGCAUGAUGCAUCUGCUCGAAGACGUCUCGAACCGCGUCUACAAUGCGUACUUUGUGGAUCUCUUCGUAAGACCCAGCAACACCACUGCCGUCACAAUGUACGAAGGACUAGGGUAUGGCGUGUAUAGAACAGUCAAGGACUACUACUACAAAGGCGGCAAGGACGGUGGAGACGAAGACGGCUUCGACAUGCGAAAAGCCCUGCCGAGAGAUAAGGACAAGAGAACCGUAAGGAGCAAUGGCAGGAACUUUACCGUACAACCAGAAAACACGAUCUUCGAACCAGCCUAUCGACCUUAA